AUGACACCUACUCCAGUUCCUUCAAACAAGCCACUUCAAGAAAACCAACAACCAUAAUUCUAGCCAGCCCUCUUUAGAUAACCCUAAACAUACUAGCCUUUAUAGACAGUAGCCCCUAUCUAGUAUUAACCUUACAAUGCCCCUUUGGCAUAUAGUGUUGCCGCACCUGUUUAACCUGUUGUUUAAUAGAUUGUUGCUCCUCAACCAAUAUUGGCUCAAUCUUACCUACCUUAACCUGUAUAACAAUCAUAAACCAUCAAGGGAGAAUCAAGAAUUGAAUAUAUCCCUUAUUAGAGAGCAAUAACUGAGUACGAAGAAUAAGAAGUUGUGCAAUAUGUUCCAAGGGAAAGAAAAGUGACUGAAUAUUACACUGUUGAAUAUCAAACUGAAUACAUUCCUUAGGUUUUCUAAGAGAAAUAUACAGAAUAUGUACCUGUUGACAGAUAUUAGGAAAGAGUUGAAUACUAUCCAGUUGAAAGAUAAGUGGUACAUUAAUAAGUUGCCUAAUAACCCGUUUAAGUUGCUUAAUAACCAAUUCAGGUUGUAUAAUAACCAGUUUAAAUGUAUUAAUAACAAGUUCAGGUUGUUUAAUAACCAAUUUAAGUUGUUUAAUAACCAGGUUAAGUGUAUUAAUAACCAGUUUAAACCGUUCCAUUAGCAUAUGGCCAGUAAUAUGCUUCCCCUAUCAUUUCUUCCAGAUUGAUCCCAGGCUAUCAACCUUAAUAAUAUUUACCAGCUCCUUAAAUAGUAUAACCAUAAGUUCCGCCCAAAUAUAAUUUAAAUAGCAAUAUCUGA
Messenger RNA from Paramecium tetraurelia, 795 nucleotides. RefSeq lists its product as uncharacterized. The transcript is spliced from 3 exons. Lineage: Eukaryota; Ciliophora; Oligohymenophorea; Peniculida; Parameciidae. The record is from RefSeq and is a predicted model, not a curated record.